Molecule: messenger RNA, 7328 nt
Organism: Tachysurus fulvidraco (yellow catfish)
Lineage: Eukaryota; Metazoa; Chordata; Actinopteri; Siluriformes; Bagridae
Product: rho guanine nucleotide exchange factor 4
Exons: 16
Coding region: 101-6841 (2246 amino acids)
Biological process (GO): intracellular signal transduction
Molecular function (GO): guanyl-nucleotide exchange factor activity; protein binding
Source: RefSeq, a predicted model, not a curated record
UGUGGAGUGUGUAGACGCCUGCAUGAAGCCUGGAGUGUAUGUUCGUCUGAUUCGUGAAGAUGGUAUUAAAGUAGUAAAGAGUGAAAUAGAGUAGAGAAAGAUGGAACAAGCUCAGGAGAGUGCAGAAGAAGAAGUGGACAGAAGUUCAGGAGGAGAUGGAGGGAAUGAAACAGAGCUCGAGAGCUACAACAGAGCCAAGUUUACACUCUGGGCUUCUAUCAUCUGCUGGACUGCACUCCGACUACUGAUCCAGAAGCUGAGGAUGGGUGCAGCAGAGCGACAGGUCCAGGAAGCUCUUGGGACCCCGAACGACCCGGGUGGAGCAGAACAGACCAAGUGUGAGCCUGAUUUAUACCCACAAGGAUGGAGAGAGCAGGAAUCAGACAGUUCACAUAAACCGUGGAAUAACGAGGACGAGUUUUCGGCUCUGUUGGAGGUGGAUCAUCUUUACCCAGGAUUGAGUUUAGAAAACGGACCUGAGGAGACAGACUAUAACGUGCAAGCAGGAUUGAAAAACACACACUGCAGAGGGCAGGAAAUACAACACAUCAACACACUUAACACAGAGAAAGAAGAACCGAACGGUCAUCUCAUUGACACACACUGUGGAGAGCUAACACAGGAAAGAUCACUAUCACUAUCAAUUAACGGUCUCGACACACAAGUCGUUCAAGGCACAGGAGAACUGAACACACAACAUGUACACACACACAAUCUAAAACACACCACAACAAAAAACACAGAGGAACCGAAAACACAAGACGCUAAAAAUACAGAUGUUACACGCACAGACUGCGUAGAGACAAACAAUGAAGAAAGGACAGGUUUACAAAACACAGAGAAAACAGAUGAUAGUAUAGCAGGGGAAAGAAGAAAGGACACCAGUGAACCUCAGUCUGGGAGAUGCAGCCCUUCAACAAAAGAAACAUAUAUUAAUGUCAGAAGUCGCUUACAGACGACAGAUCCGUUUAGCUUAAACGGUUCUGGCAAGAACGACGUAGAAAUCAAGGGCAUAUGUAGCGCAGAGCUAAACAAAAAUAUCCUCAGUAACAUAGACAAACAUCUUGAUAGAUUACACAAUACAAAUAAACCAGAAAUACACUCGUCUGACAGCAGAGAGGUAGCCAUCGAUGAUACGGGUGCACUGAGCUGCUCCGACCUCCAUCAUAAAAAUGACAACAAUCCAGAUGCACUAUGUCCAGAAAGAUUUAUAGACACAGCAUGCACAACAUGCUUCCAGCAAAGACAAACUAUCAGGUCAGGGUGUGUAGCUAUCAAACACGAGUCAUUACUGUCUCAGGAUGACACAUGCAAUGAAAAGUCAAGCGUCUACAAUGCUGAUGAACUUGACCCGCUGAGCAGAAGUGAAGUGAAGCAGAUACAUUGCAAUGAAUACACUUUGCACACACGGACACACGAGAGUGGCAGCACAAACACCACAGGUGUCAAAGAAAAUGCACUGAACACUUCCGAGGACUGCAACGACGCGCUGAUUGUUUUUAGAGACCGUAACAUUACACAGAAAUCACCAUAUGAAACUAAGGAAUCCUGCACAACACACCUUAACACGUGUGAUGGUGACACAAAGACUCAUGACACUCUGAGUGUAUCAGGUGUCCACUUACUGCAGCUAGGAACUGAAUCUGUGAAAUCUCCAGGGUCGGGACUCCGUCGGUCCUUUAACGGUAAAGUGUUGCCUGCUUGUUCUGAUGAGACAGCUGCAGAGAUUUUAGUGCACACUGGAGCAGAGAGGCAACUACAAAAAAACCCUCAGCAGCAGGACUCAGAGUCCAAGUUUCCGCCAUGCUCCACAGACUGUCAGGAUUUUGAUAGAAUCUUCUGGCUAAACUCACAAGUCACUGGAACAGAGAACAAGUCCACACUGACCCAUACAGGGGGGGUUAAACAGUCAGUGUCCAGGGAGGACAGAAGAAACAGAUUUGAGGAGAGGGUUUUGGAGGAUUCUUCCUUUCCACUUACCCUAUUACCAUUAUCAACAUCUCUGGAAAGACACCAAAUACAUAAUGAGUGCAAGGAUAUUAACUCGCACAGCCCAGAGCUUUUGAUAUCCACCAGUCGUUCUUGUGACAGAUCACAUUACUCCCUUUCCACAGAGGAGAAAGUAAAGAAUCAAAGCCAGAAACUGACAAGGUCUGAGGAAGUGGAGGAUAAUCCAUAUUCAAAACAUGGACAGAGAAUAGACGACACGCUUCAUCUUCCAUUCCAUUCAACCAAGUCAAGCCAAUCUGCCAUUUGGACUGAGAACUGUAUCUUAUCAAAUCCUGUUGAAACACAGGCUCCAAUAUUUACUGUUUGUCAGCCAAGGCACACACAUGAGCAGUGUGUCAAUGUCCUGAAUAAUCACACACUGUUUGUUGAUUUAAAACAUAAGAGAAGCAUAUCUUCUUCCCAAGGGAAUGUCAUUGAGAUCCCGUUUCCAGAAACUAGCCCGGUUAAGACUGUUGAAAAGGACAAUCCUAAAUCAGAUCAGAUUGAGCCUUAUUGGAACCUCCAUGUAUACAAUAACACAGCCUCAGAAAAGUCAUCAGACGCCAAAGAAGCUGUAGGGGUCUGUAAUCCUUUGUUGGUACCUUUUUCUGAUGGUCCAGAAAGUGAUACCGAGGAUAGCGAAAGUCAAACCACUUUCCUCGCUCUGACCUCCGACCAGAAGGAGGAUGGCUUGGUCACCUUAGAUCGUCUAAAGAAACCCUCAGACGUUCGGUUUCCUGUAGACUGGAGCAGUGAGGAUUCUGCCGUUUCUGGUCUAGGUGAAGAUUUCGAGAGCAUUGACUGUGAUUUCUGUACAGGGCAGGAGAAGGACUCAAAGCAACAAAUACAAAAAGAGUACCUUGAAAAGGAUAAACAUUUUGAGUGUAAUAUUGUAAGCACAGAUGAUGAACUACACCAUUACCAAAAGUGUCCUGUAGAUUCACAACCGAUCCUGUCAGUUCUUAAUGGACGUAGUCCUUUUAAACAUUCUGGACAUAUUAACCACACACAUAAACACACUUCCCUCUCUGGCUACAUACAAGAGACCGAUUUAGACUCGUUCGGCUCUGAGCCAAAUCGGCCUGAAGAUCCGGAGACACGGAAUCCUCUCAAGCAGGACAAACAAAUAGAGCUCUCUAGCUCAACUCAGCUCAAAUUCCAUAACAGUAUCAGGAGCUGUGCUGAAAAAGAGGACAGUUUACUACUAACUUCUGGAUUAAAGACAAUACGCUACACCCAAUCUGAGGUCCUGCUCCCGUCCCGAAGCCUGGAGCCUAUCCCGGAGACCGAGUGUACCCUGGGUAACUCCCCUAAUCCUAAUGACGUUACCUUUCUAGGUGACAAGACAACAGAGACUGAGAAGUUUGGAAAUGAAAAAAUGAAACCAUCAGCAUCAGACCAAGACAUUCUAGGGGUCGAUUCCUGUGAGCACAGUUUAUCACUAUGCAAAGGGAAGUCUGAGGACCGGCCAUGCUCUGCUUCAUCAGACCUGAUCGAGGAUAAGUCCCUGCAGAAUGAUGAAGACACAUCAAUCAAUUGUCCAUCCACGGGAUCCUUGGAACUGGAUACGAGCAGCAUUAAUAGUGAGGACCAAGAGGAGCAGAGAUCCCCUCUUGCUGGUCCCAUUGUGAAAUCACAACAUUCAAAAAGUAAAGUUAAGCCAUCCAAAUUUUCAGUUUUCUCCAAAAUGCCCUCGUUUAGACGAGGAAAAAGUAUAGCGAGAGAUGGGGGGGUGAGUAAGGGUGAAAUUUCACCCAGGGACUUACAGGACAGAGGGGAGGACCUUUUGAGUCACCUGACCCAGGAUGCAGGACGAGACCAAGAGAGUCAGCUAGAUAACUCAGAUGAUGAAGUCUUCUACAAAAGCGAGGUUGUAAAUAAGCAAACAGAGCUUCAGGUAGAUACAGAGGAGGAAGAGGAAGAGGAUGAUGUUUUUGGUCAUGGAACUGGUGACAUGGAGGGUUUGGAGAUGCCACAGCUUAAACAGAGCACAGAUAGUGAAUGCUCAAGCUACAGGAGAAGCAAAAGUACAGAAGGACUAAGCUUUCGCUUGCGUUUUGCCCAGGCCCACAAGUCUCUGUCAAGCUUUUUUGAGUAUCGGUCCAUGGAUAAGUACAACGAGUGUCCAGAAUCAGAAGAUACACGGACUAAGCUUUCAUGGAAGAAGCAGAAACGGGUGAAGGAGGUGGAUCUUCUAAGGCGUACGUUGUCUGUGCCGGACACUGAGAAAGACGGAACUAAAGUUAUGCAGCGACAUACAGACCCACUUAGCAAGCGUGGUGUCCUGAGAGAUGGAGUUGGCACAUCCCUGAAGGACAGUAAAUCAAAUGGGCGCAGUAGGAGGUGCUUAUCAAUUACAUUCAUUGAUUCCUCUGAAGCCUUGACGUCUGGUGACUCUGGUCCGGUCUCACCUAUGGCCCCACUAGCUAGUCAGCAUUUAUCAUGCUGUUCCAAAAUGCCAUCAGGGAACAGUGAGAAUCCAGAAUUGCCCAUUAGACCAAUGAGUCCCAAACCAAGCAGUCCAAGGGCCGCAGGGCAGAAGCAGCGAUUCCGGUACCCCUCUUCGCGUGCAAACACUCUUUCUCUGAUUAUUCUCGGCCAGAGUGUUGGUGUUUCAGAGCCGCCCGAGAGACCGAGGUCCCUCAAACCUAAAGUGGGACGUCAGGGUUCUCUCAGCCCACUGGGAACCGGCAAUCAUCUCGAGGAUGGCAGCAUAGACAGCCCCUCACCAAUCAGCAUCAUUACAUCUAUGACAGAUAAUGAAUUUGAGCCUAGUGUAUCGCUGACGGUAUCUCCCGGAAGUCCUAGUCUCUUCAGAAACUCUACUGUAAUGAAGACUGUGAAGAGUCCUCCUGCUGGAUCAUCCGGUAUGAGAACCAGAUCUAGAUCCAGCAUCGGGACUACCCUACCUAUGCAAGGUGGAUUGCAAACACAUUGUUUUAGGGAUGAUCUGUGGAUCGAGGAUGAGAAAAAGCGGCAGAGGAGGCUGACGAGGGGAACGGCAAAGAGGGGCGCUCACCACCUGGAGGAGAUAGAAGAAGUGAGGACCCGGCUGUCUCUAUGUGCACUGAAAGUGUUUCCUGGAAUGCCACUCCGAAGUCUGAGCUUCUCUCACAGCACCCCAACUGGGCUGGACUGCCUCAGCUGGAGACGACGCAUGUCCUCCCCUGCCGUGAUCCUUCCUGACGGAGCUCCAGAGAAGCUGGGCGUAGGAGAUGAAGCUGGCAGUGAAGAGGAUAUUUAUGAGGAGCUUCGCAAUUCAGGACAUCGCUUCCCUCAUCCAGGGGGAGCAGGAGAGCAGCUGGCCAUAAACGAGCUGAUCAGCGAUGGCAGCGUGGUGUAUGCUGAGGCAUUAUGGGAUCACGUCACUAUGGACGAUCAGGAGCUUGGCUUUAAGGCUGGAGACGUCAUCGAAGUAAUGGACGCCACGAACAAGGAGUGGUGGUGGGGACGCAUCCUGGACAGUGAGGGCUGGUUUCCAGCUAGCUUUGUCAGAUUGCGUGUGAACCAGGAUGAGCCGAUGGAGGAUUACCUGGCACAGCUGGAGGAGGCUCAGGAGGAGCAGAGCUCUGGUGUUGGGCUUCUCCUCGGACCUGGUCUGCCCUGUAAAGAGCAGAUGAGGACCAACGUCAUCAAUGAGAUCAUGAGCACAGAGAGGGAUUACAUCAAACACCUGAAGGACAUCUGUGAGGGUUACAUCAAACAGUGCCGGAAACGCAUGGACAUGUUCACAGAGGAGCAGCUGUGCACCAUCUUUGGAAACAUUGAGGACAUCUAUCGGUUCCAGAAGAAGUUCCUGAAAUGUCUAGAGAAGAGGUUCAACAAGGAGGAGCCUCAUCUCAGCGAAAUUGGCUCUUGCUUUUUAGAGCAUCAAACGGAUUUCCAGAUCUACUCGGAGUACUGUAACAACCACCCGAACGCCUGCGUCCAGCUCUCCAAGCUCAUGAAGCUCAACAAGUAUGUGUUCUUCUUCGAAGCCUGCCGUCUGUUGCAGAAGAUGAUCGACAUUUCUCUGGACGGUUUCCUUCUCACUCCGGUCCAGAAGAUCUGCAAGUACCCACUGCAGCUGGCCGAGUUACUGAAGUACACCAACCCCCAGCACAGGGACUACAAAGAUGUGGAGGCAGCUUUAAAUGGGAUGAAGAACGUGGCCAGGCUGAUUAAUGAGAGGAAGCGGCGUCUGGAGAACGUGGAUAAGAUUGCUCAGUGGCAGAGCGCUAUCGAGGACUGGGAGGGUGAAGACAUCCUCAGCAGGAGCUCGGAUCUUAUCUACUCUGGAGAGCUCACAAAGAUCUCUCCACCUCAUGCCAAGAGCCAGCAGCGCAUGUUUUUCCUCUUCAACCACCAGAUGGUCUACUGUAAAAAGGUUCAGGAUUUGCUGCGCAGGGACAUCCUGUACUACAAGGGCAGGAUGGACAUGGAUCAGAUGGAGGUGUUGGAUGUGGAGGAUGGGAAGGACAGGGAGCUGAACGUGAGCGUGAAGAACGCAGUGAAGCUCCGUUCGCUCAGUGGAGAUGAGGUUCAUCUCCUGUAUGCUAAAAAACCUGAACAGAAACAGCGCUGGCUCCGAGCCUUCAGAGACGAGAGGGAGCAGGUCCAGCAUGACCGAGAAACAGGUUUUUCUAUCACUGAGGUGCAGAAGAAACAGGCCAUGCUCAACGCCUGUAAAAGCCAUCCAGCUGGCAAGCCCAAAGCAGUGACCAGGCCCUACUACGACUUCCUGCUGCGGCAGAAACACCCCACGCUCCCCACCAGCCUCCCGCAGCAGCAGGUCUUCAUGCUGGCCGAGCCUAAACGCAAGAGCUCCAACUUCUGGCACAACAUCGGCCGACUGACACCUUUCAAAAAGUGAAUGAAUUCAAGAGAAAGAGAGAGAGAGAGAGAGAGAGAGAGAGAACGAGAGAGAGGAGCUCUCAGCUUGUGCCUGAACUUUACCCUUCAAUCCUCAUUUUAUUAUUAUUAUUAUUAUUAUUCUUUUUGUAUUCCAUUUCUCCAUGGUUGUACUUACUGAUGCUCCACAGAUUAGUUGUAAUUGUGUUUGAUUUUUGGAGAAAGCACUUUAUUAAGGUGGUUACAGUCAGACUCGGUGACUGGCUCCCCGGGACUGCAUCGAUAUGUGUUUAUUUCUUUGGGAGUCUGUCAUUUCCUGGAGCUCUGAUUAGCCCCAUACACACUAAUAUCACUAACUUGUGGUGUUUUUUUUUUCCCCUUUUCCUUAAAUCUUUUCAUGCCAAUUGUAUACAGUGCCAGAUGUGUUUGCUUUCAUAUUUAAUUUUGUUCUUCGUCACCUGAAACAUGAAAUAAGAGUUAUUACAGUUACGUCCUAACGUGUUUAUGAA